Molecule: messenger RNA, 985 nt
Organism: Rhagoletis pomonella (apple maggot)
Lineage: Eukaryota; Metazoa; Arthropoda; Insecta; Diptera; Tephritidae
Product: circadian clock-controlled protein daywake-like
Exons: 4
Coding region: 174-956 (260 amino acids)
Source: RefSeq, a predicted model, not a curated record
UACUGUUUUCGUAUUACAUACUUAAUAUUAUUCAUGAAAAUUCAAAGUUCAAUUCAUUAAGUUAUAAAUUGAAACUCACCGAGCGAUAGCUAACCAGUAGCCGGCGCGACAUCGGUAAGAAUACUUUAACUAGCGGCGUUAAGUUAAUUUGUAUUUGACAGCGAAAAAAAAAAAUGCCUUCAAACUGCGGUGUUGGUGCAAACCACAAGUUGGUGUUGUUGACGCUUGUGGCGCUUAGUUUACAGUGGCAAGUUUUUGCGGUCGAUUUUCCCGCUCCCAUAACAAAAUGUCACUUCGGCGACGAAAAAUGCCUAAUCGAACAGGCACACAAAUUGCUGAAGAAAGCUGCUACAGGUAUACCGGAGAAGGAUAUACCCAGUCUAGAGCCGCUUAAGGUGGAAAAAAUCGAAAUGUUGGGCGAUAAGAAUAGUGCACUAAAAGUCGACUUAGUGAUGAGCGAUGUAGAAUUCUACAACUACACGAAAGCAAAACUAUUAUCGAUCAAGGGCUUCUCGAAGGACCUUAGCAAGCCAAUGAAACUCGUCUCACAAAAUAUUAAUCCACGCAUGACCAUUAAAGCGAAAUACAAAGUCAAUGGCAAUAUAUUGGUGUUGCCUAUUAAAGGCGAGGGUCUAUUAACCAUGGUGCUGGAUAAUGUAAAGUCACGCAUUGUGACCACAAUGAAGCCGGAGCAGCGUAAUGGCAAAACUUAUUUAAUAGUUGAUAAUAUCAAACUCGAAUCUAAACUAGACAAUGUCAUCACCGAUAUGACAAACCUCUUCAAUGGCGACAAAACGCUCGCGGACAGCAUUCUAAAAGUUAUGAAUGAAAAUUGGCGCGUACUCAGCGAUGAGCUUACGCCGCGUAUCAAUGAAGCUUUGGCGCACAAAUUUGAAGAGCUGUUACCGAAAUUAUUUAAGGAUAUACCCUACGAAGACUACUUUUUGCCAGAAUAAAUUGGUGCUAGAUGAAAAAAAAAUUUUAA